Molecule: messenger RNA, 7662 nt
Organism: Umbelopsis ramanniana AG
Lineage: Eukaryota; Fungi; Mucoromycota; Umbelopsidomycetes; Umbelopsidales; Umbelopsidaceae
Exons: 7
Coding region: 40-7461 (2473 amino acids)
Biological process (GO): phosphatidylinositol phosphate biosynthetic process
Cellular component (GO): endosome membrane; fungal-type vacuole membrane
Molecular function (GO): 1-phosphatidylinositol-3-phosphate 5-kinase activity; metal ion binding; ATP binding
Source: RefSeq, a predicted model, not a curated record
CUUCUUGCUCUGUCAAUUUCGCAUUGUGUUCUUAAUUGAAUGCCAAGGUCCAGGCAUUCUCGCUUUGAGUACGAUGAUGUUUCAACUCUCACAACAUUCAAUUUGGAUGGUCCGCCUUCUGAACCAGAUAACGAAAGUGUGCUUAGCAAGCUCUUUCUGAAAGUCAAAAGUGCCGUUUCAGGGCCAACUCCGGUAGUCGGAUCUCCUGGUGCGAGCAUCUCGUCCAUCUCAACCUAUGAAUCCCAAAGCAAGCCCCUGAAUCAUCACAAUGACAGUAUCUACUUUUACUCUCACGGUGGCGAUUCGUUAUACCAAACUAAUACCUCCACCACUGGAUAUGCCUCCACCAGUGGUAGCAAAGGACCGACUGCGGUGUCCAAUGUGACCGACAACCAUAGUCGAAUAUCGCAGAGUCAAGAAUCUGAAAACGAGGAAGACUCUGACGACGAUAUAUUAGAAGAACCGAACAUUGUGACCAUUACAUCUCCAACUCCACCGGCUUCUCGCCGCCCAACACUAGACGUCUUGAUACCACCACGACCGAGAACCAAUAUCGUAUCCAGUAACAAAUCUGCAUACCACAGCGCAAAUAGCGUCAAGGCGUCAUCAGAAGCUACGCCAAAUGCGGAUGAGCGUCUAUAUAAUUUUCAGGCGUCCAACUUCGAAGUACAGGGAAGAAUAUCGAUUGAUUCUACCGGCUACCCGAUGGUUCGAAGAUCCUCAGCUGACAGCGACACUCAAUCGAUUAUGACAACUUUCUCUGUCUCGAAUUCUAACUCUCUGGGUCGUAUCAUCUCACGGUUGCGGGGAGAAAAGCGAAACACCGAGUUUUGGAUGCCCGACGAGCAAUGCAAAGAAUGUUAUGAUUGCCAGCAACCGUUCAACUUCUUGAGACGUAAACAUCAUUGUCGCAUUUGUGGUCAAAUAUUUUGUGCCAAGUGCGCAUCUAAUAUCAUUCAAGGUCAUCGAAUUAAUCAACAAGGUCAAGUGCGAGUAUGUAAAUUUUGUCUCGCCAGUCUUCAGUCACAGGAAGAAGAAGAAGCAGAGGCUAUAGCUCAUGAAACCUAUUCGUAUCAAAGGCAAAUGGAACCACCAGAGUCUUUGGCAGAUCUAUCUCCUGUGGUACCUGAUCAAAAGCCUCCAUUAGCUCCUCCACAGAUGAAUAUUCAAGCUGCAAAACGUCCCACUUCCGAUAGCGGAAAUGCAUCCGUCACAACCCUGCAGCUGGAAAUACCAGAAAGACUGAUUCCGCCACCCUCACCAAGCAUGGAUAUGAGCUUAAGCACAUCAUCACUUACACUGCAACCAAACAUUCCAAAUCAUACUGAUAACGAGGCUGGAAUUCGAAAAUUUUUAGUGGAUGCUAGCAACUCCUUACUCCGUCCUCGAUCUCGCACCAAUACCUUGAGUUCGUUUGUUGUGGACAAUUCUUUGGGAAUAUUGGAAUAUAGACCUUAUGGAACACAUGGUUCCCCUGUACCGUUUCGAAGGCAGUCAGUAUCACCCGGCGGAAGUCAUCACGAUGCAGGCGGAGGUACGGUAGUGGAUGAGAUCGAAUUCGAUUCUUUCGUAUCCGAUGGCGAGAGUGGUGAUUAUGACGAUUAUGACAAAAAUCCCCAUCGAGUCCUUAAUUUCUUAAGUGGAAAUUAUGAUCGACCUCCCUCCGUUGGAUUUGCGUUUGCAGGUAUCAAUUUUGGAUCAGCGAGUGAAGAAGCGCCUCCACCCACCCCUACGGCAUCUACCAGUGCAUUGGAUUAUGGCGGAAGUGAAGAUGAGUCGUUUGAUCACCGAGCUCGAUCGAGGCGAACUGAAGAGUUGAGGGGAAUGUUUGGGCCAAAAGACAAGACAGCUAGUAUGCGGAGACGACGUAGUUUAACCACUGGAGCUGUUCGGCCUGUGCGAAGCAAGAGCAAGAGUCUGUUACGCAAUAUGCAAAUGAGUCCCAGUAUUUUGUCUGACAUCUACAGCAACGACGGCCCACCAUCCUCACCUAUGACUUUGGAACCAAUGACACCUAAUUCCUACAUGCCUCUGAAUGUCAGUGGAAUAACAAAUUGGCUAGGAACAUUAGACCCCAGUUCUCCUAUAUCCGUCAAGGGCAGUCCUCCCUUUUCAUCCAAACAUCGUCGAGUGUCAUCCGCUCCUGUCACCAUUGAGCUCAAUGCUGCAUCUCUUGAUCAUAUGAGAAAAUUGGUUCGACAGCUUUUAGGAGAUGCUAAUAUACCCGGCAUGAAUGACGGCCAGCUGAAGGAAUGGGAAGAUGUCUUGAUGAACCUAUUGCUCAAAGUGUCUGACAAUGUUCAUCCAGAUAUUAGAGGAGGUGACGAAAUUGACAUUCGCCACUACGUGAAGAUCAAGAAGAUACCCGGUGGUCGACCCAAGGAUAGUUCCUAUGUCAAGGGCGUUGUUUGCUCGAAAAAUGUAGCCCACAAGCAAAUGGUUCGAAACAUUGUUAAUCCCAGGAUCUUGAUCUUACUCUUUCCUUUGGAGUAUUCUCGCGUUGAGAAUCAGCUCUUAUCACUUGAACCUGUUCUAUCUCAAGAGCGAGAUCAUUUGGGAAAGCUAGUAGCUCGAAUUGUCGCUCUACGUCCUACUUUGGUUAUUGUUAAAUCCUCAGUAUCAAGGCUGGCUUUGGAAUAUUUACUCAAAGCAAAUAUCCCUGUUGUAUAUAAUGUAAAACUCAGUGUCAUUGAUGCCGUUGCUCGUUGCACUGGUGCCAGUAUUAUUCCCUCUAUUGACAAGCUACAUUUUGGUGACCUCUCGCUUGGACACUGCGGACUGUUUGAAAUCAAGACAUUGGUGCACUCUUGGCUACCCAACCGAAGAAAAACGUUCCUUAUCUUUGACCAAUGUGCGCCUGAGCUUGGCGGAACCAUCAUUCUUCGUGGUGGAGAUCUAUCUGUUUUAAGGGCUGUCAAACGAGUGGUCGACUUCAUGUGCUUUGUUGUCAAUAACCUUAAACUGGAGUCGUUCUUAUUACGAGACUUUGCAAAGUCUCGCAAUCUACUUCCGCAACCAUCCAAUUCAACACCAGAUACUGAAGAAGGUGCUGGACUUGGCAUUGACCUUACUGGCCAAUCCAUGGCAACAUCCGAUGGCACAGCCGACACCGCUUCAUUGACGAGAGAGGCUGUCCAGUCAGACGAAGUAAAGGUUAUCGGAUCAAAUGAGGACAUCAUUGAUAUUUCCAAACUCCAACGUCACUAUCCUGAAUAUCAGUCUCUACUGGAAGAUGAAGAGCAGCUUAAAGUUACCAACGCUACCAUUGAUCAAUAUUUAUCAGCGACAUUGUCUGCAUCACCAUUUGUGGUCUUCCCUCCGCCAUAUCUUUUGCUUCGACUUCGAGAAAUGGAACAGAGAUUGCUGAAUAUUAACAAGCAGCGACUCAUGGCGUAUGCUCAGCAACAGCAACAGCAGUCUUCAAGCACUGUCCAAGAGUUGUCGAUGGUCACAACACAUCAUACUGGAUCAUCUAUCGCAUCGACAGAUCGGUCUACUGCUAGUGCAUUGAGUGGAGUUACCUUGGCUACCAACUCCGAACACACGUCUGCUCUAGACGCAGAAUAUGAUCAUGCAGAAGAAGAUUAUCAGAUGCGAAGCCGAGCUUGGGAGUCAUACAUUACGGAAAGCUCUGAAGUGAUUUCGCCAUUUUAUCAUCAAAACAUAGUGGCGCUUUACUCUAUCGUCUGCACGGAGACAACGGUUCCAUGUCAUGGCCCAGAAAUUCGCAUGUUCGAGUAUUACCGCCAUCAAAGUGAUAUUACCAUAGGCCAGUACAUUGAGGACCUUUGCAUAGAAGCAAAUCUUAUUUGUCAUUCGUCUAUGUGCGAACGUCCCAUGGUUAGUCAUUAUCGGUCCUACGCUCAUGGAAGCGCUCGACUCAACGUCCAGAUAGAACCUUUUGCAUGUCCUCAACCUGGUAUGGCGCAUACAAUCCUGAUGUGGAGUUUCUGCAAGAUUUGCAGCAGUCCAACGCCGGUCGUUCACAUGUCCGAGAAUACAUGGAAAUACUCCUUUGGAAAGUAUUUGGAGCUAUCGUUCUAUCUCACUGAUCUCCCUUCCCGUUCCGAUUCUUGUCCUCACGACCUAUACCGAGAUCAUGUUCGAUACUUUGGACUUAACAAUUACGCUGUUCGAUUCCAAUACGAACCUAUCGAAUUAUUGGAAGUAUUUGUACCGCCCAUGAGACUUUUCAUUCAAGUACAAGCCCAAUCUGCUAUCAAGGAAGCUGAUUUAGAAAACAUUAGGAGCAAGAUUAACAAGUUUUACGACUCUUUGAGUUCACGAAACAAGCAAUUCCCGUAUGAUAUUGUCCACCCUACCAAACGUGAAAAAUGCAAGUACGAAGUUGAAGAGCUGUCUCGUAGAGCCACUGGAGAGAAAAAAGCGAUGCUUCAAUUAUUGCAAUCAGUGUAUGCGACCACACCUUCCACCGAUAUUAUCAGUCUGAACUUUGUUCGAAUGAAACUGCAAAUGAACGUUAUGCAAUGGGAUACUGAUUAUAACGAUCUCAUGAAGCAUUAUUUCCAACCAGAGCGAGAACUACGACGUAUGACAGCUACACAGUUAAAGCGAAUGUUUCCUCCAGACAUUACUGGUACAGCAUCUUUAUCGGCUUUGGAUUUACGUGCUCAAAAGGCUGCUGAAGUGGCUGAUCUCCCAUUACUUGACAUUAAUCUGGAUUCUGGCCAUGCAAAUACACAUGGUCUAUCUGGAAUGGAAGCUUACACUGACAGUAUGCCGGAUCAUUAUCCCAUACCCUCACAGCUUCCAGCAUUGGGCUCCUCGCCAAGUAAUUCCACCAUCAUUCCUGUUAUAGAGGAUGACGUUGAUGGGAUUCCCGAACCAACUAAUGUGGUGGAAGUUUUACAAUCCAUGGUGGAACUACAAAAGCAAGCUGUGCAGGAACCAAGUUUUGCCGAAACAUCUUUAACGCGACGACUUUCCAUGGAGCUAAUGAAAGAAACAGCCGGAAGCAAACGCACAGUGAGAGAAGCAGCUCCCGGUGAUAUUCUUAAUACCCAAUCCAAUGAUCGAGGCAUAUCUGAUGCUGAUUUACUUCGUCGUCAACCACCCAUGUUGUCUAUGACUGCUCGUAAACCGUCCUCAACGCAUUUGCCUACCCUCGAUACUAUGAAAUCAAAAUCUGCAGCAGCGCAGUCGGCCAACUCUUUUGCAGCUACAUCCAAAAUACCACAACCACCUCAAAGUAUGGCAAAGAAAAGACAGAUUCCAAACAAGGACAAAGUAACCCUUGUAGUUCCAUCCAAUGCUAGAGAUAGGCCAGGGAAGAAUAAGCCUCUACCCGAGCCUCCAAUGGAAGAAUCAAAAGAAAUUGCAUUGAGUGGUUACCGUUAUGGUUACCGUGGAAUGAAUGACAGAGCUGGAGUUGAUCUACGACGGUCGGAAUCUAUGCAUAAGCCAAACACAACUUAUAAUAUGGUUCCUCAAGCUUCUAAAAGCUCAAGAAGCCAUCGAACGGACAAGCGGGUGUAUUUGCAAGGCGCUCAUGACCAUGAUCAACCGGCCAAAACCAGUCGUUUUGAUAAAUCUCGCCGUACAUUGGCUGCCAUGGCUUCCAGAGUCAGAGGUGUUCGACAGCGUCUUCCUAGCAAAGCUUCCAUCGAGGUUUACACCACAGUUAAGGAGCUUGUGAAGGAGGAAUCAGAUGAUGAGUUUCAAGGUACUGAUCUUGAUGAAGUUCCCGAUUGCGAAGAGGAAACGACGGAAAGUCUUCGACCCACAUUCAAUCGCAUUUUUUCAUUAACCAAGACGGACGAAUUCGACGAAUCUCAUGAGUUUGUGACACCAGAGAUUUCCAAAAAUUGGAAUGAAGAUAAUGAUGAACAAGAUGACUACUUCACUGCUCUUCCAGCUCUUGGUACAGAUAUCGAAGAUACCAAGCAGGACCCAGUGGCACUGAAGAAUCUUACUGAGAUAUUUUCACAAUCCAUGGCUUUACCAAAUGACCCCAACUGGGAUCCAUCCACCUCAGCGUUGGGUUCUUUGGUUAUGUCUGCUCCUUUAGCGACGGCUGCCAUUGGACCUGGCUCUACUGCCUUUCCGCCCAGACUCAGCACUGCGAUCAGCACCAUCGGGGCCACACCUGGUAUUGUCAAUUUGCCAGGGGAAGAUUCUGAUAUCGCUUAUGAUAAGACCUCAUCUACUCAGCAGAGCUCGCUCAUAAAGACCAUCGCCAAUAUGCUAGCUGACCGUGGCGUUGGAAGCUUACUUUCUCUUGAAUACCCAUUGUCAUCGAUCGAGCACGUAUUUCCCGAUUCGCUGAUCAUUGUUAGAGAAGACGAACCAAGUACGAUCAUCGCCUAUACCCUCAGCUGCGAUGAUUACAUUGGCAAACUUCGUGAGAUAAGAGAUACGUAUUCAGAAAGCAUCCACACGGACGAAUCGGUCAUGCAUAGUGUGAUUGAUGAAAUCGACAAACAGAGCAUACAUAGUUAUACAUCGGAUGGAGUGGCGAGCGAAACACCCGACAUGGGAUACAACAAUAUCAGUGAUAUGCACAUUGAGCGAACGCUUCGAAGUGAAACAGGAACGCACGUUAAAUACCACUUUUCUGAUCGUACCACCAAAUUCUUUUGCAAGAUCUUCUUCUCAGAACAGUUCGAUGCGUUGCGAAGGAAUUGUGGCUGCGACGAAAGCUAUCUGGGGUCGCUAGCCAGCUGCAUCAAAUGGGAUUCUUCCGGUGGAAAAAGUGGAUCUGCGUUUCUCAAGACAAAGGAUGACCGACUACUGAUGAAACAAAUGUCGAGACCAGAAAUGGAUGCUUUCCUCAAAUUUGCACCAGCCUACUUUCAAUAUCUCUCGGAGGCCUUGUUCCAUGGUCUGCCCACAGUGUUGGCAAAAAUAUUUGGUUUCUAUCGAAUUGGUUUCAAGAAUGCCGUCACUGGCAAAUCGAUGAAAAUGGAUUUGUUGGUCAUGGAAAACCUGUUCUAUCAGCGGAAUGUGACCAAGAUCUUUGACCUAAAGGGAUCUAUGCGCAAUCGAAAAGUCAACGCCACUGGCAAGGAAAAUGAAGUGCUUCUUGAUGAGAAUCUCGUCGAAUUCAUGUACCAAUCUCCUCUGUUCUUACGAGCACAUUCAAAGGAGAUUCUAAGGGGUUCUUUGCAUAACGACACGUUAUUUUUGUCAAGACUGAAUGUAAUGGACUACUCUUUGCUAGUUGGUAUUGAUGAAGCGAGCCAGGAACUGGUUGUCGGCAUCGUAGAUUUCAUACGCACAUUUACAUGGGAUAAGAAACUAGAAAGUUGGGUCAAAGAAUCAGGCAUUCUUGGCGGAGGUAGAGAACCUACUAUCGUCACCCCCAAACAAUAUCGAAUUCGGUUCAAAGAAGCCAUGGAGCGCUAUUUCCUUAUGGUACCUGACUUCUGGGCGACUCGACGAGUACGGGUUUCUCAUCCAAUGCCGAUUCCCUCCGUCCAUUUGGUGGAAAGCAACCCAUAAAAAGGAGGCAAGAGAGCGCUUAAUGCGACAGAAGGAAUGAUCAAGACACUUUGCGUUGGGGUCACUGGGGAAAUCCCACCAAAGGCUGUGGAGACUAAAAGUAAACUUGUACUUUUCAGAAAAAGGAGAUGAGGAGUGAUACCAUUAAAAUAGUUAUAAUAAAUUUAGAGAAUGUACACAACUGCAAGAUGUCAAAAGCGA